AUGUCUUCCCUCUCCACCAGAAUCCAAAGCGCCACUGUACGCAGAGAGAAGACCCCUCUACCGUCCCGCCCUGUCACUGCCGGGCCCAUGAGGCUAGUUACACCAGAGGAAUCCACUGUUGCAAGUUACAAGCCACAGGUCUCGUUUCCCACGCAAGCAGUCGACCAACCGCAGACGGGGGUCAAAGUUCACCACACAACAGUCUAUGAGGUCAACGCGUUGCGGAGCGCACUGGGAACACCGGACGAGGCGGUGACGUCAAAUCUGGUGACGGACGACUAUGACGCCAUGGUAGAGAAGUACGGCUGGAGGGCGCAGAUCCACGGGGACCCGUACGGCAUCAAGAAACCAAUGCAGAGAAGGAGCUACGCCGUCAACUGCACCGAGCCAGCCCUGCUGCCCGACCCCCCGAACGUGCACAUGGAGUCCAACGAGCCGUUCUUCUACAACACCAUCCCCCACAAGCCGAUGAGCUUCGCCGUCCACAAGGAAUGGAUGUCUGAGGUGCUGAUGGCCAAGAGGCUGGAGCUUCAGAAACGUCAGGGUGGCAUCAAAUACAAUUACAAGAACUUUGCCUUCGUAUAUUAGAACUAUUAUAUAUAUAUAUAUAUAUAUAUAUAUAUAU
Molecule: messenger RNA, 625 nt
Organism: Physella acuta
Lineage: Eukaryota; Metazoa; Mollusca; Gastropoda; Physidae
Source: RefSeq, a predicted model, not a curated record